Messenger RNA from Tachysurus vachellii, 2978 nucleotides. RefSeq names its product kelch-like family, member 42 (gene klhl42). The record is from RefSeq and is a predicted model, not a curated record. The transcript has 3 exons. Bases 436 to 1845 code for a protein of 469 amino acids. Gene Ontology annotation, molecular function: protein binding. Lineage: Eukaryota; Metazoa; Chordata; Actinopteri; Siluriformes; Bagridae.
CAGAGUGACGUCAGCCGAUCAGCUGACCAAACAGGAAGUAGUUUGGACGCUAAAUGGUGGUUUGAGCAUGUUAGUGUUUAUGUUGUGAUGUUUUUUAGGGUUCUGCGUUCACUACUGAGAGAGAACGUGUAACUGGGGCAAAGAAGGAUUAAAAGCAAGGCUAUAUAAAUAAUAAUGGAGUUUUUCAGUUGAUUCCAACAUGAUACAAUGCAGCUCAUUUGUGCUUGUGUUGUAUUUAGUUACUGAACUGAUGACAUAACUGCAAGUCAUUGGCUUGUACAUGAUGUGUGGAUUUGGACUGCAUCAGCUCUGGAUCCUUGAUGGGCCUAAACAUUUCCAUAUAUAGACUUUAGAGGUGGUUCUAGGAGCACAGCCUUGAGUGGAAAUGUAAACAGUAGCACAAUCCCACGUGGACACACCAAAACAUAAAAAACCAUGUCGUCUCCUGAGCAGCUUAUCGAGAUUGUUAUGGACAACAGAUCGUAUAAUGUGAGUAAGAGCAAGCUGAUUGAAAAGAGCGACUACUUCAGGGCGCUGUAUAGCUCUGGCAUGAGGGAGGCAGGAGAAGAUUCGGUUCAACUGCAAGGACUGAGUGUAUCAGGGCUUGAGCUCGUCCUGGAGUUCAUCAACACCUCUAAAGUAAAAGUGGUCAACGAAAGCCUGGAGGACCUUAUAGAGACGGCAUCUUUCCUGCAAGUGACCCAAAUCCUGAAGCUUCUUCUGUCUGAAAUCCGCCUAGACAACUGUGUCGAGGUUUUUAACCUCUCUGAGGUCUAUGGCACGCACGAGCUGCGCACGGCAUGCCUCAAGUUCAUGAGCUGCUACUACCACCCCAUGCUGCGGAGACCGGAGUUCCACACUCUGGCUGCUGCAUUGCGGGAUCAGAUCAGGGAGAUGCGGAUGAGGGGUAUGGCCACGCUUGUGGCAGUCGGAGACUUCAUGGGAACCUUUCUGGAUCUCGCAGACCAAGAUGAGCCGUGGUCCAUGCUGCGCUACGGGGAGCGAGAGCAGCGUUGGAAGCCCCUCGCCAACAACCUCCCUCCAGACAUGGUGAACGUCAGAGGAUAUGGGUCAGCUGUACUCGACAACUACCUUUUCAUCGUCGGUGGCUACAGGAUGGCAAGUCAAGAGAUUGCUGCAGCACAUUGUUACAAUCCAUGCAGAAACGAAUGGACUCAUAUAGCUCCUUUAAACCAGAAAAGGGCUAACUUUAAGCUGGUGGCAGUGAGUGGGAAGCUGUACGCGGUUGGAGGACAUGGCUUAAGCACAGUGGAGUGCUAUGGUCCUGAGCAGGAUUGGUGGACCUGCGUUUCCUCCAUGCCUGAUCCUCUGACUGAGUUCUCUGCAUGCGAAUGCCAGGGCAUGAUCUACGUCAUGGGUGGUUACACUGCCAGAGACAGGAACAUGAGCGUGCUGCGCUACUGCCCUGCUUCAGAUAUGUGGUCUGUGUCGCACACAUGCUCAGCACAUGUGCGGAAGCAGCAGAUGCUGUCUGUGGAGGACAUCAUUUACCUGGUGGGUGGCUACACACGCGAGCUGGAGCAAUCUGAGCAUGCGAGGGCCAACUCAGAGGAUGCACUGACGAUACAGUCAUACAACGUGCGCACAAGCGAGUGGCUGCAGCUGCGAGCGAGUGUAUCAAAGUCCGGCCUGAACCUGACAUGUGCACUGCAUAACGACGGCAUUUACAUCAUGAGCCGUGACGUUGGCCCACGCACCAGCCUCGAGCACAGAGUCUUCCUCAAGUACAACGUGUUCAGCGAUGCCUGGGAGGCCUUCAGGCGCUUCCCGGCACUUGGUCAUAAUGUGCUGCUCUGCUCCCUGUACCUGCCAAACAUCCUCUAAGCCUGAAGGGUUGAAGAUGUAACUGGUAAAUCCUACAGCUAGUUCACACGGUACUGGAGGUAACUGGGUCAUGUUCAGGUUCAUGUCCAUGGAACUGAGACUCUGAUACACACUACAGUGAGUUGACUAAAUUGACUAUAUUUUGCCCAGUAACUGUCUCAGUAAUUUACAUCCAGUAACAGUUGAAGAGUCUCUCAGUCGUCUGAUUGUUUUAACAGCAUAUAGAUGACCUUUACCAUGUUGUCGAAUAUACAGGAAGCACUAACUACCAGAACAAUUGCACGGCUCUAGCAGAUUUCACAAUUGUUGCACAAAACCUACCAAUGCCACUGCAUGCACUUGCUGAAUUCAGUCAAUCUAGAAUAUCAGUAUAUUACUGAUACACAUGUGAUGUGAUUUUACACGACAAGACUUGAGAUGGAACACUAAGAUCGAGCGUGAACUGUUAGUAGGUGGGAAUCUUUCCAGAAAGUUACCGCUUAGGCCUUACUUUGGGCAAUCUGACCAAAAAAAAAAUCUUGACCAAAACACCUGUGAUUAUUAUUUUUUAUUAGUUUAUAUUGGUUAUUAAUAAGCAUCAUAUGGAAUGCCUUGUGAAUUAGAAAAAAGAUAAAUGUCAAAUUAUCUGAAGGUUUGGAGACAGUUCUCUAAAUCAGCUUGUUUUAGUUUAGCUGGGAUUUUCUUUAUGAUGCCUUAAAGAGGUCAAUUUAACAGGCAGAAAUAUACAGUGUUGGUGGUUAUUUGGUUGAAUUGUGAUUUUGUCUGAAUGUGCACAUUGUUAACUCAGACGAGAAGAGAGAGAGUGACUGUGUCAUAACAAUCAAAAAAUGAAUCACUGAAUCAACCAAUAGCUUGAUUCAGUGAGUCAGCAUUCAAAGUUCACUAUAAAAAAAAAUAUAUAUAAAAUUUCCAGAGAAUUAUUUUAUAUCCAAAGGUCUUUCUGUCUGUUUUGUUGAAUUUCCAUGUAAUGAGUUUUAUUGGUCAAAUUUCAGAUUUAGAGGUCAAAUGAGAUUCUGCUGUGAAUUUCUAGAAACUAUGUACAAUGCACUGUUUCACAAUACAGUGAAAUUCGUCCUCUGUGACUCCUCAGCAAACCCCGACACAAUAAAUGACACAAAAGCAUAAAUUACAAA